AUGUUUACCUCCCCGCAGUGUACGUUGGGGGGCGAACUUCUCGAUGCCAACGUUACGCCCAUCUCUGCCGUUUAUUGCGACCCGAGCGGCGCCGUUUGGGCGGUUGACGCCUCAGGAACGCGUGUCUUCCACUUCUCGGCUUCCGCGGUUGCCGACGCAAUCGCCUCGGCGUCCGCGUUGUCUGGUGCGUCGUUUUUGGGCGUGGCGGCGUCCGAGUCCUCUGCCGUGCCUCGCUUCGAGUGCGGCGAGGGGGAUCACGUUGUUGGUGUUGUAUUUCUGACUACCCGCCCUGCGAGCCCCGCGGUGGCGUGUAUUGCGACAGCAGAGGGCCGGCUCGUGCUGGCGGACCCUGCGGGCCCCGUGGGUGGGCUCCGUCAGUGCGACCUCAGUACGCCGCUGACAGCCGUGGCGCCCGUGUCGGUGGAUGAGGCGGGUGCGGCGGCGGAGAAUGGCCCCGGGGUGCUGGUCUCAUCGUUUGAUGGGACAUUUAGUGAGGUGGUGUUCGUCGAGUGGGAGGGCGAGGACGAGGCGGAGGAGGUGAGGGCCACGGGCCUCUUUCGCAUUCGCGGUUGCCUGCAGAGCGUGAUACUAGACGGGGGCUGCGAGCGCAUUCUAACCAUCACGCAGCGUGGGGAUGUGGACGUGUGGAACUGGCGAAAAGGAUUCGACGAGACUCUCUCGUUCGGCAUGCCGGCCUACUCCGUGGACGACUAUGGGGCGCCGUCGUGUAGCAUACUGCUCAGUGGGGGUCAGCUCUGGGUUGGGACGGUGAUGGGCUACAUCGUUGCCUUCGCCCUAAAGCCAGGUGCGAGUGAUGGGUCGCCGCGGCAUGUGUGGCAGGCACACCGUGAUGCAGCGUCCGUACAGAGUCUACUCGUGAUGUCGCUGGGACGCCACGUCUGGAGCUACGCGGCGGACGGACAGGCGCUCGUGUGGGAUGCAGCGGCAUGGACGUUGCAGGGUUCCUUCCAGUUCCCUGGCGACGCGGUUUCAACCCUGCACAGCGGCCCAAGCUGCGUCGACACCGUUCUCUGGGCCACUUGCACGAACUCGGGGGCAGUGACGUGGUUCACCGUGAAGGAGCCGCUCUUGCGUGCGGAGAAGCUGCUGUCUCUGGACCGCGGCGGGUGCAUCGUGCGGCUGAGCGACGUUGAACGCCUCCACGUGCUUGAGGCGCUUGUCUCGCACCUCUGCUUGCAGCUGGCGCAGACCGAGGCUGCUGACGAGGAGGCGGAGCCGUCGAGACACGCGAUGGAAGAGGGGGAGGGGGGACACGAGACGGUGGCCAACAUGACAACGCCGCCACACCUUGACGUGGCGCUGCAGCAGCUCGGCGAAGACUAUCCGACGGCACGGCAGCUUCCACCUGCCCUGGCGUCGCUCGUCGUGGGCCGGCGGAUGGUGCGACGGUCGCUCGCGGACGCCGGGGUGCGUGCACGGAGCUUUCUGGAGGACAUUCAGCUUCUGCUGCAGGAGCAUCGCCGGCAUCGGGGGCUGCAGGCGCAGGUGCAGCGGUGCCUUGCGGAGCUCCGCCAGGAGCUGCAGCCGGGCGAGGCAUGCGACACCCUCGAGGACGUGGUGGACACCGUUAGGGCCCUCGCGCGGCGCAUGCGUGACGACUCGCUUGCGGCAUCGACGGCCAUGUCGUCGAGCGAGCGCAACCACCGAACCUCCUCACGAGCACGCAGUGGCUCCGCACAGGACACCAGCGCCAUGGUUUCGCCUCCUGCGGGGGCGGGGGACGGCGCAGCUGCGCGGCGGCUGGAGGAGGACCUCCGGCUGGAGCGACAACGCCGGGAGCGCAGCGAGGCGCAGCUUGCCGAGGUGUAUGACGAGAAGCGCGAGCUGCAGCGGCAGCUGACGCAGUCUACGCGUCAGCAGGAGGCGUACGAGGAGCGUCUCCUGUCGCUAGAGCGGCUACUGGCGACGGCGAAGAAGGCCGCGGCGGUGAAGACGGCGGAGGCAGCACGUUUCUCCGAAAUGGAGGCGAGUCUUCAUGAGGCCCAUCACACGAUCGAUACGCUGCAGGCGAAGCUGGAGACCCUCAUGCGUGGGAGACAGGAGUCGCUACACACGGCGAAGGAGAACAAAUCUCUGCAUGCCGAGCUUCACACCUUCGAGGUGAAGGAGCAGCUCGCCAGACGGGCCUUCGCCAGCUUCAUCGAGACGCAGGACUUUGUGCUUGACAGGUUGAGCAACAUGCUACAACACGCGGAUGUCGACGGGGACGGGCCGCAUGCGGUUUCGUCUCUCUACGAGUGGCUCUGCGGCCGUGUCGAGACGCAGCAUGCGUUUCUGGUUGGGCUCAAGCGUGACUACACGCGGCAACGCGCGAAGGACGCGGCGUAG
Molecule: messenger RNA, 2349 nt
Organism: Trypanosoma conorhini
Lineage: Eukaryota; Euglenozoa; Kinetoplastea; Trypanosomatida; Trypanosomatidae
Exons: 1
Coding region: 1-2349 (782 amino acids)
Molecular function (GO): protein binding
Source: RefSeq, a predicted model, not a curated record